GCCGCCAAGGGGAGUUUCCAGGAAGUGGCCAUAUUGGAUCCAUUCAGCCGCAGCCGCCCGGGCGGAGCGCGUCCCGCAGCCGGCUUGUCCCCAUCGCGGCCCGGGUGCUCGCCCCGGCUCGCCCGCCCGGUGCGGAGCUCGCCAUGGCGGCCACUGACCUGGAACGCUUCUCGCUCCCGGAUCCUGGGUGCGAUUCCAGGCAGCUCUGGCCUCAGUGGUCGGGUCUGAAGCAGCCAUUCCCCAGAAACUGGAGGGAUUCCAGAUUCAGCCCAGUGGAUGUUUGGGCCCCAGUCCAGAACGCGGAGCCAGAGCCCCGGAGCCUCUCCCUGGGUGGCCAUGUGGGUUUCGACAGCCUCCCCGACCAGCUGGUCAGCAAGUCGGUCACUCAGGGCUUCAGCUUCAACAUCCUCUGUGUGGGGGAGACUGGCAUUGGCAAGUCCACACUGAUGAACACGCUCUUCAACACGACCUUUGAGACCGAGGAAGCCAGUCACCAUGAGGAGUGUGUGCGCCUGCGGCCCCAGACCUACGACCUCCAAGAGAGCAACGUGCAGCUCAAGCUGACCAUCGUGGAUGCCGUGGGCUUCGGGGAUCAGAUCAAUAAGGAUGAGAGUUACAGGCCCAUAGUUGACUACAUCGAUGCGCAGUUUGAAAACUACCUGCAGGAGGAGCUGAAGAUCCGCCGUUCGCUCUUCGACUACCAUGACACGAGGAUCCACGUCUGCCUCUACUUCAUCACGCCCACGGGGCACUCCCUCAAGUCCCUGGAUCUGGUGACCAUGAAGAAACUAGACAGCAAGGUGAACAUUAUUCCCAUCAUCGCCAAAGCGGACACCAUUUCCAAGAGUGAGCUCCACAAGUUCAAGAUCAAGAUCAUGGGUGAGCUGGUCAGCAAUGGGGUCCAGAUUUACCAGUUUCCCACGGAUGAUGAAGCCGUUGCAGAGAUUAAUGCGGUCAUGAAUGCACACCUGCCCUUUGCCGUGGUGGGCAGCACCGAGGAGGUGAAGGUGGGGAACAAGCUGGUGCGAGCGCGGCAGUACCCUUGGGGCGUGGUGCAGGUGGAGAACGAAAAUCACUGCGACUUCGUGAAGCUCCGGGAAAUGCUGAUCCGGGUGAACAUGGAGGACCUCCGCGAGCAGACCCACAGUCGGCACUACGAGCUCUACCGGCGCUGCAAGUUGGAGGAGAUGGGCUUCCAGGACAGCGAUGGUGACAGCCAGCCUUUCAGCCUACAGGAGACAUACGAGGCCAAGAGGAAAGAAUUCCUGAGCGAGCUGCAGAGGAAGGAGGAGGAGAUGAGGCAGAUGUUCGUCAACAAAGUGAAGGAGACGGAGCUGGAGUUGAAGGAGAAGGAGAGAGAGCUCCACGAGAAGUUUGAACACCUCAAGCGGGUCCACCAGGAAGAGAAGCGCAAGGUGGAGGAGAAGCGCCGGGAACUGGAGGAGGAGACCAACGCCUUCAACCGCAGGAAGGCGGCGGUGGAGGCCCUGCAGUCUCAGGCCCUGCACGCCACCUCGCAGCAGCCUCUGAGGAAGGACAAGGACAAGAAGAACAGAUCAGAUAUAGGAGUACAGCAGUCGGGCAUGAGCCUCUCCAACUCUAAGGUGAUGAUGACCAAGGCCAGUGUGGAGCCCUUGAACUGCAGCAGCUGGUGGCCCGCCAUACAGUGCUGCAGCUGCCUGGUCAGGGAUGCGACGUGGAGGGAAGGAUUCCUCUGAGGCAGCAGCUCCUUCACGUGGGGCCAGCCCAGGACCACCAGGGCGUGGAACUGGAGACCGUGGUUUUUAAUGUUAGAACAGAAAACCCCAUACUUUUCAUAUAUCAAUGACCAAAAGUGCAAACAAUUUAAAUUUUCAUCAGGGAAUAUCAAAUGUUGCCCAACCCUUUUCAUUCCCAUUCAUGGCCCCCCAACGGGCUUGGGGCUUAAUACCCCCUCUGUGGCCAAGCUCAGCUUCAACCCUGGAGAGAAAAAGACAGUCUGCUUUGUGACAUGCUCAUUAAGAGCCUAAAGUACCCAGAUGACAGUGUUUCAAUUCUGAAAAAUAGAAGCAUACGAUUCAAGAUUAAGGUAGCAGAAAAGUUACUUGUAUCUGCUUGACAUGAGAGGAAACUCUGCAGCUUGGCAACAGUGGCCAGUUUUCAUACUGAUACAGCCCUUAGUGAUUUAAUCUUCAUGCUUUAUAACAGACGAAAACCCCAUGACAUUUCCACAUUGCAUAAUUUUGCCUUACUAACAGAAUCAUAUUCUAAAGGGUGACCAUCAUUCUCUAACUAAAACGAAUACAAACGAAUACGACAUUUUUAAGUGCCAGAUCAAUAUGGUCUAAAGCCUCAAUAAGGACUGUGUGUAGGUGAACAAAGACAGCUAAGUGAAUGUGUGUAAAGUGUAGCAAAAGCAGACAGAUUUUUAUGUACAGUAUUCAUAGAACGGAAAGUUAAAUAUUUUUGCAGUGUGUAUUUAAAAGAGAAACUCACCACAAUAGUGCCAUCUAAAUAUCUUUGUAAAGUUAAUUUAAUGUCCUUUAGAAGUGGGAGUCUGGUGGAACUGUGUUGGAUUUAAGACAACAUUUCACUCUUCCGUAUGUUGUGAGCCUUGUGGGUCACCUCACUGUGCUGCAUAUGCAAGGACGUGUGCUUUGCCAUCCUAUGUUGUGAACAGCUGUUCUAAAGGCACAGUGAGUCCAGGGUAGGCUCGUACUCACUAUGGUCAAGAAGUCCAGCGGUGUCCCACUGUAGAGAUCCCAGUGAAGUUUGUCCAAAAUAGCCAGCUCCAUCCUCAGCAGCUCAUUCGGGGAAUAGCCAGAGCCAUAGUGCUUUAUGAAGUCUUUUAUGCGUGGAAUUAACUGUAAAAAGAAAAUAAAGAGGCCAAAGCCCUACACCA
This is a messenger RNA of Orcinus orca (killer whale), 2881 nucleotides long. It is a transcript of the gene SEPTIN8, whose product is annotated as septin 8. The record is from RefSeq and is a predicted model, not a curated record. The transcript is spliced from 11 exons. Lineage: Eukaryota; Metazoa; Chordata; Mammalia; Artiodactyla; Delphinidae. Gene Ontology annotation, molecular function: molecular adaptor activity; GTP binding; GTPase activity. The coding region runs from base 144 to 1718 and encodes 524 amino acids. Gene Ontology annotation, biological process: cytoskeleton-dependent cytokinesis. Gene Ontology annotation, cellular component: septin ring; cell division site; microtubule cytoskeleton.